Aureobasidium musti is the source of this 699-nucleotide messenger RNA. The record is from the annotation of a GenBank genome assembly. Lineage: Eukaryota; Fungi; Ascomycota; Dothideomycetes; Dothideales; Saccotheciaceae.
AUGGCAGGACAAGACGUAACCCCUGAGGGAGAAGUGGUAGAGCCUGUCAGACAAGGCUCAGCCUCCAAGUCUCCCUCGGUUGGCCCUGGCCCUGAUAUCCCUCCACAUGCUCCUCUCUACCCCUUCCGUACACCCAUCAAAGGGUACUGCGACAACACCAAACACCCGACCGAGACCCUCGCCCACAGCACUCUCGUCGCAGCUUGUCAAUCAGACAAACAUCUGUCGCACAUCAGCGAUCCAAACACUUCACGUCACAUGGUCUGCACGAACUGCCACGACAACCCUCCAGUUCACCGUCUGACGCAACAUGAACAAGACCACAUGAUCAGGGACAAGGGUCUCUUCCCUCUGUGCCUUCCCUGUGCAGAGUGGUGGUGCAAUCGCUACGGCAUGAGCCCUGAUGUCGACGGCAACAACUGCACCUGCCAGCAACAAUUUCCUCAGUGGCUCUGUGCUGACUGCUGGGUGGAGAUUGCCAAGGCAAGAAGUUGCAGAAGGGAUGGUUGUGAGAGAUGUGGCUGUGCAAAGAUGAAGGUUAAAUACCAGGGAGCGGGUCAAAUCAGUCAGACUGUGCGCAUGUGCUCUGGCUGUCAGGGGCUUGUUAUCAAGCAUGACGAUGAGGACGAUGAUUAUGGUGACAAUGAUGAGGAUUCAAUGUCGAUCUCUCGCGACGAGCUCUCAGAGACUUCCGAAUGA